This is a messenger RNA of Ramularia collo-cygni, 1230 nucleotides long. Its product is annotated as related to thioredoxin reductase. The record is from RefSeq and is a predicted model, not a curated record. The transcript has a single exon. Gene Ontology annotation, molecular function: oxidoreductase activity. NCBI's taxonomy places the organism in Eukaryota, Fungi, Ascomycota, Dothideomycetes, Mycosphaerellales, Mycosphaerellaceae. The coding region runs from base 1 to 1230 and encodes 409 amino acids.
AUGCUUGGGAGCUCUCCAGCCAAUCAAGAUCAGUCCGUGACGCAACCCGAUCAAGGCUCCGACCGCGAAGUCUCCUAUGUCUCCGAGCGGAUAACAUGGCACAUGUGUAAGUCGAUCGGCCCGUAUAUUGACAUGUUCGACAUGUUCCACGGCCAGAUUUUUGGAAAUGCUACAAUACUAAUGGCUAGUUUGCUGUUUCUGCGGUCCAGAGCAAGCUACGCAACAAUCACCGCUCCAUUCUCGCAGGCAGUCUCCUCAAUCAUGUCGGGAAAUCAAUCGGCUGGGGUUUCCGACGUUUUGGUCAUUGGCGGUGGACCCGGUGGCCUUUCCGUUGCGACCGGCCUUGCUCGCCAGCUGUACACUACAAUCGUCUUCGACAAUGGAGUCUAUCGCAAUGCACGCUCCCAACACAUGCACAACGUCGCGGGCUGGGACCACCAAUCUCCCGCCGCAUUUCGGGAAAAGUCUCGACAGGAUCUGCUCGAUCGCUACGACACCAUCCGAUUUGAAGAUGUUGCCAUUGAGGCUGUCCGCAAGAACGCUGCGGGCUUGUUUGAGGCCGACGAUGCAACGGGACGCACAUGGACUGGCCGUAAGCUAAUGCUUGCUACCGGAGUUCGCGAUGUCUACCCUGAUAUUCCAGGAUACGAUGAGGUCUGGGGAUAUCGUGUCUAUCACUGCCUCUUCUGUCAUGGUUUCGAACAGCGCAACGCUAAGUCUGUCGGAGUGCUGGCCAUCGGAGACUUGUCAAACCCCAAGGUCGCCCUGCACAUGGCAUAUCAGGCGCAACGCUUGGCACAGAACGUUGUCGUAUACACCGAUGGCGCGAGCGACGUUGCUGAGCAAGUUGAGCUGGGAGUUCAACCCGGGUUCAAGAUCACGGUUGAACAAAGGAGCAUCGAGCGUCUUUCCAUGGGACCUAACAACUCAGAAGUAGUUGUCCAGCUCAGCGGAGGAGAGGAGCAAGUGCAGGGAUUCCUCGUCCAUAGGCCAAAGGCAGAGGUCAAUGGACCAUUCGCGAGACAGCUGGCAUUGGAGCUGACCGAAGCGGGCGAUAUCAAAACCUCACAGCCAUUCCACGAGACCAGUGUAUCUGGAUGUUUCGCCGUGGGCGAUUGUGCCACAUAUAUGAAGGCUGUGACCUCGGCCAUUUCAAUGGGUGCUUUGGGCGCGGGAGGACUGGCAUCUCAGCUGCAAAUGCUACCACCUGUCGCUCCCGGAAAGAUCUAG